Molecule: messenger RNA, 531 nt
Organism: Fonsecaea monophora
Lineage: Eukaryota; Fungi; Ascomycota; Eurotiomycetes; Chaetothyriales; Herpotrichiellaceae
Exons: 2
Coding region: 1-531 (176 amino acids)
Source: RefSeq, a predicted model, not a curated record
AUGCUGCACAACUUCCUUCAUGAUCGCUUCGAGGGCUUACUUCGCCGACUUGGACAUCGCACGGCAAUGUGCAAACCCUUUUCCGCCGAGCUCUUGCACUUCUUCCAAGAAGACAUGCUGGGGCUUGUGAAGGUCGAUGAAGAGCAACGCCAAUUGGCUCCUUGUUUUGCCAGAAGCGUCAGCGUCGACGUCGACCGGUUCAUGGUCAACUGGUCAAAGGCAGCCCAACCUCCAAAAUGUGAAGGGCUGGCGUUUUUAGCCUCCAAGGCAGCAAAUGCAGCGAAUGACAAGCCCUUGGGUCGAGAUUCGGCUGGCAGAGAGACCAGGCCUUGGUCUUUGAAGGCUGCACGCUCCUGUGCUCGAGUUUCGGUAGUUUCGGAGGACUUGAAGGUCACACCUGACGUGCUGUGCGACCGACGGAUACGAUACGUCAACCGGAGCUCAUCGUCUUCCAGUCCACCAAGCCUUGACGGCUUGAGAAGCAUGCUAUACGUCUACCCUUACGCAAGUCCAACGCAAUCCAACGCCUAG